CCGACGUUCCUCCUUAACUACCACGCCACGGGCGGGGCUGCUGUCUGGGGUGGGACUAGGCAAAUAUCACCCUAUGGGGUGGGGUGACAGGCCCGGGCCGCGCGUUGAGGAUAGGUUAUCUCUGUAGGGGCGUGGCUUGUGGGGCCUCGCUUUCCCGCCGACGGUUGGCCACGUCACGUGACAUGGGCUGGAAGAUGGCGUCUCCCACGGACGGGACGGAUUUGGAAGCAUCUUUGCUAAGUUUUGAGAAACUUGACCGAGCCUCGCCAGAUCUUUGGCCGGAACAAUUACCAGGAGUUGCUGAAUUUGCAGCUUCUUUCAAAAGUCCCAUCACUAGCUCUCCACCAAAAUGGAUGGCUGAAAUAGAACGUGAUGACAUCGAUAUGUUGAAAGAGCUGGGGAGCCUCACCACAGCUAAUUUGAUGGAGAAGGUACGAGGCCUCCAGAACCUGGCCUAUCAGCUGGGGCUGGAUGAGUGUCCGUCCCUAAGCUAUCUAGCCUGGGAUUCCUGGUCACCCAAGCAGUAUCGGAUACGGGUUCCAUCUCGUGGAGUGUGCCUUAAGUCACAUCAGAGCCAGAGAGAUGACCAGGGGGAAAUUCCUGAACAUCCUAGAGAAACCCAAGAAGUAGCAGCCACUCCAGCACAAGUGUCCUGAAGACUACACCAAGUUCCCUUCCCAGUGUCGCUCUGAUGACGCACGCAGCGUGCUUCCUGGGAAAAGACUGCCCUUCUCCCCUGCUCCUGGCACUCUGCACCUCUGAGGACAUUUGGCAGCAAGAGAAGAAUCUGUUCUACCCAAGGACCAUUGCCAUUUCCUGAGUCGGCUCCGUAGCUCUGGUAACGUAGAGGUCUCAUCAUUCCGAAAGGUCCUUUCCAAAAGUGACUGAGGAGUCUCAGGAUCUUAGAACUCCUUCGGUUCUGUAAUGGCAGAGUCAGUAGUGACGUGUUGAUUAGUGGGUUCUGUUAAGUUGUACUUGACCUCUUAAGAAGCAUUCAUGACAAGGACAUCAGAGAGAGACCAACUACAUUCUGGACCAGACUGUGCAUCCUGACCUGUGAACUCUACAGAUCUAACGGAUUCUAUGACUUCCAUUCUGAAGGAAACAAUCCUCUUGAAAUGUACAUCUGCUUUUUUUAAGUCUGUACCUCCAAUGACACUCUUGCCCUUAGCACUAUCCAUUCCCCGCUCCCAGGCCCACUUUGCAGGUCUGACUCUGGACAAGUGGAGCUCUCGUAGUGACUCUCUAGAAAAAAGACUCAUGCUGGUCACCCUGAGUUCUAGACCCCCAGACUAGUGUGAAGACAAUGGAAGGAACUCUGGUUAGUCUCUUACAUUUGUAAGUGAAAAAGUGAGUGUGACCUGGUAGUGGGAGGGCAUGGUUGUAAGAGUUCCCUUCGACUGAAAACAGGAAGCCCCGGCUGACUUAGUGUGUGCUGUCAGAUGGUAACAAUGCUUUCCCCCUUUCCUCCUCUCAGCCACAUAUCAGAUACUCCACUUACAUGAUACAGACAUACCCAGGGGAAAAUGGUCUGGCUUAAAACAACUCUCACAGAUUAUUUUUGCUACUUGUAUAUGUCUGCUAAAGUCUGAAAAUCUUGCCCCUGGGUAAAAUGGAUUAGACCUAGUCUUUCACAUUUUGAAAAGCGCGGAGUUCCCUCAAUAUUAUAGGAAGAAAAGCUCCGUGGCCAUCAUCCAUUGGGAGUUCGGACACAGGAGAAGCUGUGGCCAAGUCUCUGUCAUGUGUCUGUUAGGGCACAGUGCUCUUGAGGUUCACAGCGGGUCCUUGACCGUUCUCGACAGACACUUGUGCCUAAUGCUAGAGUUGAUACUGGAUUGUCCCCUUCAUGAGUGCUAUUUGAUCGACACAGUUUUACUUUUUAAAAGGAAAAAGCAAUGAAAUAUGUACCACAAAAGAGAAGUAUGAGAAGAGAAGCAUUCUGCUGGAGUACUCCCUAGAAGGGCCAGUUGAUUUUAAGCUUAAGUCUGUGAUUGACAUUUUUUAUCUCACGAAAUGCGGUUAAAGUGAGUGUAUACGAGUGAUCAGAAAUAAUGCCAUAUGUCAAAUUUUUUCUUCACUCUGUUUUUGAGAGUUGAUGACAUCAGGCACUUUUCAGAGUUUGGGGACUUGAAAGGUAUGUGGAGAAUACUGGGAUGGCUCCCCAAACCAACUCAUCUGUAAUGGGAAGCCAGUGGUUGGUGUUUGGAACUGCUGUGGCCUCCUCCUCUCACUGUUAUCCUGUCCACCAGCACUUAAUUAAUGUAAGUAGACGUUGUAGAAUUGUGAUAUUUAUUGUUUUUUGUAUUUGUCAUCCUUAGAAAUGUUAAUGAUGUAUUUUUAUAUUGAUAAUAUAAAUGUAUGUACAGUAUGCAUAUGUAUUUUAGAACGUUAGAGGAUUAUACUUUGUGUAUAAUAUGUCUUCAUAAUAAAUGUGUCCCUUGUAUAGGAGGUCGAAUUUUUCCCUUAAAGGGCCAAGCUGUAUAUUUAAACCUGGACUCAUGGAAAGUACAAUUUGAGUGACAAGUCCCCUGUCCCACCAGCCAUCCUGCCGUCACUGCUAAAUUCCCUGACCCAGUGGGACCCUUUAGAAAGCUUUGGUACCACCUUGUGUAUAUUGUCACCGGUCCAUCUCUCUCCUCGGGUUUAAACGGUUAAACAUGACAGUUUAAAAUGA
Messenger RNA from Peromyscus leucopus (white-footed mouse), 2674 nucleotides. It is a transcript of the gene Lin52, whose product is annotated as lin-52 DREAM MuvB core complex component. The transcript has 7 exons. Gene Ontology annotation, cellular component: DRM complex. The record is from RefSeq and is a predicted model, not a curated record. Lineage: Eukaryota; Metazoa; Chordata; Mammalia; Rodentia; Cricetidae. Gene Ontology annotation, biological process: regulation of DNA-templated transcription. Bases 183 to 656 code for a protein of 157 amino acids.